Molecule: messenger RNA, 537 nt
Organism: Lodderomyces beijingensis
Lineage: Eukaryota; Fungi; Ascomycota; Pichiomycetes; Serinales; Debaryomycetaceae
Source: the annotation of a GenBank genome assembly
AUGUCGACCAAGAGCGAAGAAAAGUUCCCAGUGAACGUUACCCCAAAAUACAUCCCAUUCACCAAGGAUCACGACGGGAUCUUGUCCAAUGGGGAUCCCAAACCACUCGACUUGGCCCAAGAGUUCAAGGACGCCACCGUUGUCGUGACUGCCAUUCCAGGCGCGUUCACCAAGGUCUGCUCCACCAAACACAUUCCAGCCUACAUUGACCACAUUAAGCAGUUCAAGGAAAAGGGCGUCAAGAACAUUAUCGUCUUUGCCACCAACGACCCGUUUGUCCAGGCCUCCUUUGGUAAGGCCUUGGGCUACAAGGACCCAGAGAAUUUCAUUAUUUUUGCUACUGACCCCGAGGGCAAGAUCUCCAAGGAGUUGGGCGACGACUAUGUCUUGGACAUGAGCAAGGCGGGCAUGGGCUUGAGGUUGGAGAGAUAUGCGGCCAUUGUUGUCGAUGGCUACAUCAAGUACUUGGCCAGUGAAUCGGACGGUGACUUUACCGAUAUCUCAAGUCCUGAAAACUUGCUCAAGAGAUUGUCAUGA